AUGGUUCGCGAAGCUGGAAAAGACAAAGAAUUGUCUCCAUCUAUCGAGGAGGAUCCCGUCAUGGGCGAAACCGAAAUAAUAUCGCAGAAGAUUUGCUUCAGUCGCUACAACUCUCCAUUUUGGCAGAUUGUGGUUGUCAGCUUUGUUGCAUUUGGAUGUCCUGGAAUGUACAAUGCGCUCUCAGGAAUUGGGGGAGGUGGCCAGUUAGAUACAACGACCCAAGCGAAAGGCCAUAUUGCCCUGGCAUCUGUUAGCGCAGCUGGAAACAUCUUCGUCGCGCCCAUCGUGAACAAUAUUCUAGGACCGAAAUGGACAAUCUUCAUUGGAGGCCUGCCUUACGUUCUUUAUGCGGGAUCUUUAUUGGCCUACACUCAUACCGGCAGCCAGGGUUUUGUGAUCGGUGCCAGUGGAAUUCUAGGGAUUGGGGCUUCACUGCUCUGGAUCGCCCAGGGAUCGAUUAUGACCGGCUACCCACUGCCACAGCAGCAGGGAAGAAUGAUUGGCAUUUUUUGGAUUAUUUUCAAUCUAGGUGGCUUUAUUGGUUCAAUGAUUUCGUUCGGCUUGAACUUCAACUCUAAGUCUGGAACGGUGUCCGAUUCCACAUACAUCGCAUUUAUGUGCAUCAUGGCUGCCGGUUGUUGCUGUGGUCUUGCUCUGCUUAAGCCAUACAAUGUGAUUAGAGAGGAUCACUCGCGCGCCGCUGUGGCCAAAAAGCCCAGCGUUAAGGGUGAAUUUGUUGGCUUAUUGAAAGUCUUGAAAGAUUGGAGAGUGAUAUCGCUUAUUCCCUUCUGGAUGGCAGCAAACUAUGCCUACAACUACCAGCAAAAUACCUUCAAUGCUAAACUCUUCAACAUCCGGACCCGCAGUUUCAACGGGGGCAUGUACUGGCUUGCACAGAUGGUCUCAAGUUACAUUUUCGGCCUGUUCUUGGACAACAAAUACAUGAACCGCCGUCAACGUGGUAUCUGGGGGUUCGUGAUCACCGCUGUUAUCUCUAUGGCUGUCUGGGCUGGAGGAUUAGGAGCGCAGCUCAAACGUGCUCCUAAUAGCGAUUAUUACGCCCUGAGGGAGAUGGAUCUACUUGACUCAGGAGCAAAAUACGCUGGCCCGUUCCUUUUAUACUUCUUCUACGGAAGUUUUGACGCCAUUUGGCAAACUUUAGUUUAUUGGACCAUUGGCUACCUGUCGCAUGAAUCACCUGAGCAGGCCGCACGGUACGUGGGGGCUUUCAAAUGUGCGGAAGCGGUGGGCAGUGCUAUCGCGUCCAAAGUGAACUCGACCAACACAAAUUACAACAUAGAGUUCGCCAUCGACUGGGCCUUUGUUGUCUUCGCACUUGUGUGGGUGAUUCCGUUCGCGUGGUCGAUUCAAGAUGUUCCGCCACACGCAGGGCAAGAAACCGCCUAUGUGAAGGAUGAUACUAGUGGAGAUCAGGCAAUCUGA
This is a messenger RNA of Penicillium nucicola, 1443 nucleotides long. RefSeq lists its product as uncharacterized. Gene Ontology annotation, biological process: transmembrane transport. NCBI's taxonomy places the organism in Eukaryota, Fungi, Ascomycota, Eurotiomycetes, Eurotiales, Aspergillaceae. The coding region runs from base 1 to 1443 and encodes 480 amino acids. Gene Ontology annotation, molecular function: transmembrane transporter activity. The record is from RefSeq and is a predicted model, not a curated record. The transcript has 4 exons.